AUGAGAAGAAGAUCCCAGGCUGCUGUGAUCCCCGACUCAGAGGAUGACGCAUUUCUCAGUGGCACAACACGAGCCUCCCGCGUCAUUCAAGAUUCCGAAGAUGAUGGCGUUGCUGGUCUAGAUCUGGAUUCCUUCACUUCGUCUACGACCCAAAAUACCUCCUCAGUGGCCGUGAAUGUGGUGAUUCCUACCAAGAAAGAUGUAUCCCCAAGUGACUCGUGCGGCUCGUCGGGUAUCCGGUCCGUCGAUGGGACGACAGGCUGCACGACCCCGGCGACCAGUGUCGGGACCCCUGCAGAGUCUAGCAUUAAGCAGACUCGGGGCCGUGUGAGUGCAUCGGACCGCGCUCAAACCCUUCGCGCAAGCACCAUGACCAGAAGAGCGUCUUUAAGAAGCCAACGUGGGACAAAGAGAUCUGCCGAAGUUGCUGCGCUUUCAGAAGAUGAAGUGAGCCCGGAAGCCUCUGAUGCGGCCAUAGCUUAUGCUCUCCAGAUGGAGGAGUAUGAGCAUCCACUGCCUAAGAAACAGAAAACUGCGGCCUCAAAGCGGUCCUGGCAACAAGCACGAACCACACGGGAAAUUUUGGGUACAUCGAGCGACAGUGAAUUGUCCGAAUGGGAUCUCAUCGACCAGUCAUCGAACUCGGAACACGAUUCUGACCCAGUUUCAGACUCAGAAUACAAUGGAGAAGAGCGACAAGAGCGAGAAGAAGGGGACCAGGAUGUUGAAGACGCAAUUGAAUACGACGACGGAAUGGCUGAAGAGGAUGAGGAUGACUUACCUCUAAGUUGGGAAGAGCAGCGAAAGGCGCGCCGAAUGUUCGCCGAUCGGAAGAAGCUAGAGAGAAAGCAUCCGGUUAUUGUCACUAUGUGGGACAAACUGAAGGCGACACCUGUUAUCACCCCAAAGGCCGCUCAGCAGCCGGAAUCCAUCACUCGCAAGCUCAAACCCUUCCAGUUGGAAGGCCUGAACUGGAUGAUGCAGCAGGAAAAGACUGAGUAUCGAGGUGGCCUCCUUGGUGACGAAAUGGGCAUGGGCAAGACAAUCCAAGCCGUGUCUCUUAUCAUGUCCGAUUUCCCUCAGCCCGAGCCGACCCUGGUCAUUGUGCCACCAGUCGCUCUGAUGCAGUGGGUCUCCGAGAUCAAGGCGUACACCGAUGGCAAACUUAAGGUUUGCGUCUACCACAAUUCAGAUUCGAAGGUCAAAAAGCUCUCGCGGUCGGAUCUGCGGAAGUUCAAUGUGAUCAUGAUCUCUUACUCGAGCCUCGAAUCUAUGCACAGGAAGCAAGAGAAGGGUUGGACUCGUGGUGAUGGAACAGUGAAGGAAGAUAGUGUGAUUCACUCUAUCGAUUAUCACCGGCUUAUCCUCGACGAAGCACACAGUAUCAAGCAACGCACUACGGGUGUGGCCAAAGCUUGCUUCGCCCUGAAGGCUUCAUACAAAUGGUGCUUAUCCGGCACGCCCGUGCAAAACAGGAUCGGAGAGUUCUUCUCGCUCUUGCGCUUCUUACAAGUCAAGCCCUUUGCCUGUUACUUUUGCAAGCAAUGCCCGUGUGAACAGCUCCAGUGGUCUGCGAAUAAGCAGGGUCGUUGCACUGAAUGUGGACAUACUGGCUUCAACCACAUCUCGUUAUUCAAUAAAGAAAUUCUGAAUCCAAUCACGGAGGGAAGGACGACAACGGAACGCAAGGAGGGAUUGGCGAAGCUUCGGUUGAUUACCGACCAUAUCAUGCUUCGACGCAUGAAGGAGGAACAUACAUCCUCGAUGGAACUUCCACCGAAACGUAUCACCAUCCACAACGAGUUCUUCGGCGAGAUUGAGCAUGAUUUCUCUCGCAGUAUCAUGACCAACUCUUCACGCCAAUUCGACACCUAUGUCAGCCGAGGUGUUAUGCUCAAUAACUACGCCAACAUUUUCGGUUUGAUCAUGCAGAUGCGGCAAGUAGCCAACCACCCUGACCUUAUCCUCAAGAAACAUGUGCAACCUGGAUUCAAUAUCCUGGUCUGCCGCGUUUGUGAUGAGCCUGCUGAGGAUGCGAUUCGAUCGCGCUGUCGCCAUGAGUUCUGCCGCAAGUGUGCCAAGGACUACAUUCAGUCCUUCGACGAUGCCUCAACGGUAGAUUGCCCUCAGUGCCACAUUCCUCUCUCGAUCGAUCUGGAACAGCCUACCAUUGAACAGUCUGGGGAAUCUGUCAAGAAAAAUUCGAUCAUUAACCGCAUUUUGAUGGAUGACUGGACGUCCUCCACCAAGAUCGAAACACUCCUCUACGAACUCUACCUGCAACGCAGCAAGAGCCACACACCCAAAUCGAUCAUCUUCUCUCAGUUCACGUCGAUGCUCCAACUUGUGGAGUGGCGCCUGCGUCAUGCCGGGUUCAAUACGGUUAUGCUAGACGGUACGAUGACCCCGGCUCAGCGACAGAAGUCAAUCGAGCAUUUCAUGAAGAAUGCCGACGUGGAGGUGUUCUUAGUCUCGCUGAAAGCGGGAGGUGUGGCGCUAAAUCUGACCGAGGCAUCUCGAGUAUUUAUCGUGGAUCCAUGGUGGAACCCCGCGGCGGAAUGGCAGAGUGCGGAUCGUAGUCACCGUAUUGGCCAGCAGCGGCCAUGUGUGGUUACCCGGCUCACCAUCGAAGAUUCGGUCGAAUCCCGAAUUGUCCAGCUUCAGGAGAAAAAGGCCAAUCUCAUCAGAGGCACUAUUAACAAAGACCAGGACAAGGCGUUGGAGAAACUUACCCCCGAAGAUAUGCAGUUCUUGUUCCGAGGUUCGUAG
This is a messenger RNA of Penicillium daleae, 2769 nucleotides long. Its product is annotated as DNA repair protein RAD16. The coding region runs from base 1 to 2769 and encodes 922 amino acids. Gene Ontology annotation, molecular function: ATP binding; metal ion binding; ATP-dependent chromatin remodeler activity. NCBI's taxonomy places the organism in Eukaryota, Fungi, Ascomycota, Eurotiomycetes, Eurotiales, Aspergillaceae. The transcript is spliced from 11 exons. The record is from RefSeq and is a predicted model, not a curated record.